Hyla sarda is the source of this 642-nucleotide messenger RNA. RefSeq lists its product as uncharacterized. The record is from RefSeq and is a predicted model, not a curated record. Lineage: Eukaryota; Metazoa; Chordata; Amphibia; Anura; Hylidae. The coding region runs from base 12 to 470 and encodes 152 amino acids. The transcript has 2 exons.
UAGAAGCAUUCAUGCAGCAGAAUAAGAUAUUACAUAUAGAAGGAAAUCCAUCUUUAAGGGGCACUCUACACAGGUUGCAGAUUUAUACAAAAGUAGGAGAUAGAGAAAACCUUAUCCCAGUGCACUUCAAUAAAAUAAAUGAUGAUGCCUGCUCCUGUGAUGUCUGCUCCUGCGACUCCUGCGAUUCCUGCUCCUGUGAUGUCUGCUCCUGUGAUGCCUGCUCCUGUGAUGCCUGCUCCUGUGAUGCCUGCUCCUGUGAUGCCUGCUCCUGUGAUGCCUGCUCCUGUGAUGCCUUCUCCUGUGAUGCCUUCUCCUGUGAUGCCUUCUCCUGUGAUGCCUUCUCCUCUGAUGCCUUCUCCUGUGAUGCCUGCUCCUCUGAUGCCUUCUCCUCUGAUGCCUUCUCCUGUGAUGUCUGCUCCUGUGAUGCUAUGAUGCCUGCUCCUGUGAUGUCUGCUCCUGUGAUGCUGUAAACUUCCAGAGUAUUCACAGUCACUGAUACACAACUUAGGUAGUGCAGCUAAUGAGUAAGGUGAAUGAUGAGUCUAGUCAUUGUCCCUUGAAUUAAUGCUGCUUUCACAGAUAUAAUUUAGAAACAAAUCAGCUUUAGUGCUUCUUGCACAUGUAGGUGAAUAUUUCUCAUGU